AUGGAAGACGUAUUGUCUCGUGCUUGGGCUCAAGUAAGGUGGGAAGAAGAUGUUGCUAGUAGGGCUAAAGCCGGUCCGAAGUACGAUCAUAAGUCAUCAAAGCCUACUAGGAAUGACCGCGAUGAGCCCUCUCACCCCAAGAGAUGGUGCGAAUUCCAUAGUGACCAUGGUCAUACUACGGAGGAUUGCAUAGCCCUGAAGAUGGAAGUCACCGAGCUCCUCAAGAAUGGCUACCUAAGGGAGUUCCUCUCGGAUAAGGCCAAGAACCUCCUAAAUAAGGAAGGUCCCGGUCUCCCUACCGAAGCUACUCCCGCAAUGCCACCACAGCAAGAUCUGGUGAUCCAUGUCAUCUCAGGCGGAUCAGAGGUAAGCGGAAUUAGCAGUGCCGCUGCCAAGAGAAGUACUCGCAACGCCAGGAAUGGCCAAGGGACCGAGGGUCCUAAGCGCCUACUCCUCGGACCAGAUGAGAUCAGCUUCACUUCAAGGGAGCAGGAGAGGGUCCUGGCUCCUCACCACGAUGCUCUUGUCAUUUCACUUUCCAUAGCAAACUUCUUGGUCAAGCGAAUACUAGUAGACAAUGGGAGCUCCAGCAACAUAAUCUUCCAUUCGGCCUUCGCCGACCUAGGGUUGGAACCUAUAGCUCUAACCAGAAAGGCGGCUCCCCUUGCAGGCUUCAGUGGAGAAGUCAAGCAAACCUUGGGAGAGGUCCUUCUCCCCGUGUACGCCGAGGGGAUAGACCAAGCCACGAAGUUCCUGGUCGUCGACUGCCUUUCAUCAUACAACGUGAUAUUGGGAAGACCUUGGAUCCACGACAUGAGAGCCGUACCUUCAACUUUGCAUCAGCUGGUCAAGUUCCCAACCCCCUGGGGCAUUAAGGCGGUCAAGGGAGAUCAAGAAAAUGCUAGUUCCUGCUAUCAGACUACCCUUAAGGGAAAGACUCAUGUCUUAUAG
Raphanus sativus (radish) is the source of this 951-nucleotide messenger RNA. RefSeq lists its product as uncharacterized. The coding region runs from base 1 to 951 and encodes 316 amino acids. Lineage: Eukaryota; Viridiplantae; Streptophyta; Magnoliopsida; Brassicales; Brassicaceae. The record is from RefSeq and is a predicted model, not a curated record. The transcript has a single exon.